AGUACAACUACAUGUAUUGUUGAGCUGCAAACUAAAUAUUUGCCGGCAAAUUUAGAACCGUCGUUUUGGAUUGUUGAAAGUGAUCGUUUGGCUAAUUGGACAAAAUGCCAGAAGAAGUAGAAAUAACUGCAGAAGAUUUAAAACGACGCAACCUACCCUGGAUUGAAAAAUAUCGCCCCACAAAAUUUGAGGAGAUUGUUGGAAAUGAGGAUACAAUUGCCCGCCUUUCAGUUUUUGCAACGCAAGGAAAUGCGCCAAAUAUUAUAAUAGCAGGCCCUCCUGGUGUGGGUAAAACGACAACAAUCCAGUGUUUGGCACGUAUUUUGCUCGGAGACAGUUAUAAAGAAGCCGUACUCGAGCUAAAUGCUUCAAAUGAACGUGGCAUUGACGUAGUUCGUAACAAAAUAAAAAUGUUUGCCCAACAAAAAGUGACAUUACCAAGAGGCAGGCAUAAAAUUGUUAUAUUAGAUGAAGCUGAUAGCAUGACUGAAGGAGCUCAACAAGCACUUCGUCGAACGAUGGAGAUUUAUAGUAAUACAACACGAUUUGCUCUUGCAUGCAACACCAGCGAGAAAAUUAUUGAACCAAUACAAUCUCGUUGUGCAAUGUUGCGUUUUACAAGACUGUCAGAUGGGCAAAUACUUGCUAAGUUAAUUGAGAUAUGUCAACGAGAAGAGCUCUCCUAUGAAGAGGACGGAUUGGAAGCAAUCGUUUUUACUGCGCAAGGUGAUAUGAGGCAGGCGUUAAAUAAUUUACAAUCGACAGCACAAGGUUUCGGAACGAUUACGGGCGCAAACGUAUUCAAAGUUUGUGACGAACCGCAUCCCAUGCUUUUACAGGACAUGCUGCAACAUUGUGCACAAAACGAUAUACAUAAAGCGUACAAAAUCCUCACAAAAUUGUGGAGACUUGGUUAUGCUUGUGAAGAUAUAAUUGGGAAUAUAUUCCGAGUAUGCAAGCGUCUCAACAUUGAUGAAAAUACUAAACUAAAAUUCAUUAAAGAAAUAGGAAUCACCCACAUGAAAGUUGUAGACGGAUUGAACUCUUUGCUUCAACUGACAAGUCUUUUAGCCAAAUUAUGCGACAUUGCUGACACUCAUUAACCGAACUUAUAAUAGGGAUUGUUCUAGAGUUCGCUAGUGGCUAAUUUCAGACACACUUUGCCAAAUAAAUAAAAAUGAUGUGUUUUAAUUUCUAUUAAAUGAUUAAUGAAAUAAAAUUAUAAUAAUCACGAAUUCAUUUUCUUCUCAAAGAAUUUCGAAAUCGAAUAGCUUUACCCAUGCUAAGAUCUCACUUGUACAUUUUAUGGCAACCCACAAGUUUCUGGUCUGGGAGCAAAAAAAAUACGUGUUUCGGCGACUGAGUAGCUGCUUCAGCAUUUAUUACUAAUUAACGAAUAAAUAUUCCGACGUCACAUUUUGGGGGCUUUUGUAAAAUAACCAAGGUUUCCAAAAUUUUGUGCGCCUUUUGUUAGCUUCACAAAUCGAGAUGAUUAUUCUCUCCAUUUCAGGAAAAUUCUAAUAAAUGGUCAUUUAUAGCAGUGUGUUUGGCAAAACGAAUUUUAAGUAAACUGAAAGUACAUUUUGA
Messenger RNA from Anastrepha obliqua, 1587 nucleotides. RefSeq names its product replication factor C subunit 2 (gene RfC4). Gene Ontology annotation, molecular function: ATP hydrolysis activity; DNA binding; DNA clamp loader activity. The coding region runs from base 105 to 1103 and encodes 332 amino acids. The record is from RefSeq and is a predicted model, not a curated record. The transcript has 2 exons. NCBI's taxonomy places the organism in Eukaryota, Metazoa, Arthropoda, Insecta, Diptera, Tephritidae. Gene Ontology annotation, cellular component: nucleus; DNA replication factor C complex. Gene Ontology annotation, biological process: DNA repair; DNA-templated DNA replication.